UUUCAACGUCAUCCCGCUUGCUGUGUGCAUUGUGCCUCCCCACCUUAAAGACGAUAUUCUUAUCCUUGCCAGCCUCCAUGGCGAGUAACAUUCCUGCUGCUCUGAAGUCUGCGGACAUUGGGCGCUUUGCUGUCAGAGCAGCGCAGCUUGAACGUGUAAAGCCCGUAGUCGCCUAUUGGUGCAACUUCUGGAUUGUCAACCAGAUCAUUGAGAAAGGUCUACACACCUCUGAUGAUGAAGUGAAGCUAUACACUACAGAACUCGUCGAUAAGCUGGAAAAGUUUAAAAAUGAGAACCCCGAUAAUGAUACGGUGACAGAUGCCGUCGCGGCAAAUGCAUACGUGGAGCAAUUUGGUUUGGAGAUCUUUGGGCGUGCAGAGGCAACCAUGAGGGCCAACAAGGUGACAAAGCAAACUGCUGAUACGUUCCAAGCAGCUGCCACGUUCCUUGAACUCUGUCAGAUAUGGAAUCGUCUUGAGCCGGAGGCCGCUGCAAAAAUCAAAUUCGCCAAGUAUCAUGCGGUGAGGAUUGCGAAAGCAAUUAGGGCCGGAGAGGACCCGAACGAGUCGAACCCAGUUAUGAAAGAGGAAGAUGAAAUAGAGAGAGAUGGUUUGGAUGUGCAGAAGGAUGAUCCUGAGGUUCAGGCAAUUGUUGGAUCGCCGCCCACACAAUCGAGACAGCCGUCGGUAGAAGACGUCCCCGAGGAUUCUACGCAUCCUGCAGGACCAUCUCCGUCUUUACCGCAGCCCCCAACUGGUUUCACCGAAGUACCUGCUGCAUCGCAUGAUGCCGCACGUAGUCCAACCCAAGAUAUGGACGUUGACACAGAGCAAGGCGCACCGCUGAACCUCCCCUCAGCACCUGCGACACUCACGUCAUCUUCGACUUCGGUCCCUAAUCUUCCAGACACGCCUACACGCGUUGGAACCCACCAAUCUCCAGGGGCUCCCGACGCUUUUCAAUCCUUUCCUCCACCGUCGACAAUGCCUCCUUCGAGCCCACCAGCUGUCUCUCACGAUCCUAGUUCUUUCUACAGCCAACCUAGUGCCACACCUCAGCCUGCGCGAUCUCCUCCCGCAGCUGCUCCUGUAAUGCCACACCCAGCACCCAAGCCUGUCCAUGCAUCUACACCUAUAAUGUCUACUGCAUCCUCAUCUAGCUAUGCAAAUUCACAAGCAGUUGACGAUAAUUCCAUUGCUCUUGCUCAGAAGCACGCCCGUUGGGCUGUGUCCGCCUUGACUUUUGAUGAUGUCAACACAGCUAUCAAGGAACUAAAAAAUUCUCUGAAGUGUCUCGGGGCUGAGUAACGGCAGAGCACAAAUGCUACACCUCAGUGACCUGUCCAAUGAUUUUUAAGGUCAAAUUGUACGAACAAUUCCAUUUUCGUGCUUCUAUGUCUGCGUCUCCUAUGGAGAUGCUUAAGAGGGGCUUCACUCAAGACUCCUUUUCGAGAUAUUGUGCUGUUAUUCUACUUUGACUAUUAAUGAUGAGAUGACUAUAUAAGCACAUUCAUGGCUCUGCAACGAGUCGCAAUUGGUUUUCGAUUCAUGUACACUACUGUACGUC
Molecule: messenger RNA, 1566 nt
Organism: Aspergillus caelatus
Lineage: Eukaryota; Fungi; Ascomycota; Eurotiomycetes; Eurotiales; Aspergillaceae
Exons: 4
Coding region: 78-1307 (409 amino acids)
Biological process (GO): late endosome to vacuole transport via multivesicular body sorting pathway
Cellular component (GO): multivesicular body
Source: RefSeq, a predicted model, not a curated record